This is a messenger RNA of Psilocybe cubensis, 270 nucleotides long. RefSeq lists its product as uncharacterized. The record is from RefSeq and is a predicted model, not a curated record. The transcript has 3 exons. The coding region runs from base 1 to 270 and encodes 89 amino acids. Lineage: Eukaryota; Fungi; Basidiomycota; Agaricomycetes; Agaricales; Agrocybaceae.
AUGAGAUGUAGCGAGCACAUGCAGGCAGUAAUCACCGUGACUCGGUCGUCCGAAUGUCUCAACACAUCGAUCCAGAUUCAACUGAGCAAGUUCGCAGUUCGCAUACUUACAUCUUCAAGCUUCACCCCAGCGCACUUUUUUCGCCAAUUUAAGAAUCAAGUCAUGGUCAAGGUCAAGUCAAGUUAUGUCAAAGUCAAGGGAAUAGAUCCCGAGAUAAGGAUAUGCAAGUUAUUUUCGCGCAUCAGCCGUCGACCGUCGAACAGCGAUUGA